Molecule: messenger RNA, 2230 nt
Organism: Lineus longissimus
Lineage: Eukaryota; Metazoa; Nemertea; Pilidiophora; Heteronemertea; Lineidae
Product: actin-related protein 2/3 complex subunit 5-B-like
Exons: 4
Coding region: 40-492 (150 amino acids)
Biological process (GO): Arp2/3 complex-mediated actin nucleation; regulation of actin filament polymerization
Cellular component (GO): actin cytoskeleton; cytoplasm; Arp2/3 protein complex
Molecular function (GO): actin filament binding
Source: RefSeq, a predicted model, not a curated record
GUCGGGUGUGAGCAAUUUGUUGGAUUUUGCAGAAUAAAGAUGUCAAAAGCAUCGAAUAGUACGAAGUUUAGGCAGGUCAAUGUCGACGAAUUUAAUGAAGAUAACUUUCAGGACGAGCAGCUAGAAGAAACAGACAACUAUUCAAUCAAUGAAUCCGAAGUAAAUGAGUUGAUUACAGUAAAAAAACUUGAUGAGGCCUUAAAAAUUGUUCUGGACCAUCCACCAGUCAACGUCAAGGAUAAGAGAGUAAAGGAAAAGGUCUUCAGUAUGUUUCUAAAGGUGCUUUCCUGCUAUAAAAGUAGCGAUGUUGAGCGGGCUGUAAAAAGUUUGGACAGCGCUCGCCUUGACGUUCUCAUGAAAUAUAUCUACAGAGGAUUCGAGGAUGCCACUGAAAACUCUUCUGCCAUUCUCUUGACGUUCCAUGAAAAGGUGGUUGCUGUGGGCGGUUUAGGGUGCAUUGUACGGGUGCUUACAGACCGGAAGAAAGUCUAAGGAGAGGAAGAGCCAAUGACAGAUGUAUCAGUUGUAAUGUGAACUGCCAACAUUUGUGCCGCUUAAUUUUUGCAGUUAAUGAUUUUUAUUUUGGGGGAUUACAAUGUCCCUUUUAGUUCCCAUGAAUAUUUUUUUCACUAUUCACAGAGUCAGAGGUUAUCUUGCAAAUUCCUCAAAAAUAAAAUGCCUGCAAAAAAUUGGUGGUUCAUAUUCAGCAAGUACAAUUAUAGAACAGGCAGGAGAUAGCUGGUCACUCCUGAAGAAAAUGAAGAGUUUCAUCGCAGAGCGAGAUUGAUCCGAUUUGACCUAGUUCAGAAAAAGGCUUCAAGGUUCGGAUUGGACUGAAAAUGCAUUGUAAAAUGUUGGACUCUUAUUAUCAUGAACAUUUCACUGUUGGUCUGAAUGCUCUGCAAUUUGGAGGACAUAUCAGGCAAAAUGUUGGAAAUGGCUCAUAUCUUGUUUUGCAAUGAAUCUCUUCAAUCGAAGAGAAUUUAACAUCCUGGGAUUAGUUAGGAUAUUUAGUGCUAUUUGAAUAAACAUUAGACAGCCCAGAGUGUUGAAAAGUACUUUUUUAUGCAUGGUCUCCUUACUUGGUAGCCACGAUGUGUUGGGUUUCAAAAAGUUUCAUGCAACUAGAAAGGUAAAUUGACAGUAAAUUUUGAAUUGGUUGACAGGUUUCACUAUGUUUUUAAUUAAAAAAUUCCUUUUGUGAUGUGUAUGUCAACAGCCAACAUGUAGCUACAUGUAAAGUAUUUUUCAUCACCCUGGAGAAAAGAGAAACAAAAUGUAAUAGUUAUGUACAGUUUUAUAUUAGAAAAAAAUAUUGGAACCUUCUACGGGAUUGUAAUUUGUAGUGGAAGGGAUUGUAAUUAGUAGUGGAACUAACGGUGAUAGUGUUAAAGGAGUAGUAGUAUGAGUAACUGCUGGCUGGAAUGAUCUAUGUUUUUACAAGAUCUCUCUUAUUAACACCGCCAUUCUUAUCUGUAAAUGCCAGUCAUCAAACCAUCCUACUCCUCCUUUAAUCGAGCAUGAGCUGGUAUCAUUUCAUGUCGCAUGUAAAGAACUUGGAUGCUAUAUUCCGAUAUUCCAAACGAAAGCAUUAGAGGUAAUACCUCCAAGCUGCUUUUGGGAACCAUCCCCAGCUGUGUGGAUUGGUUCAUAUCUGAGCUAUAUUGUACCUACACCUACUUAAUUAUCAAGACAUCAGUUCACUCAUAUGCCUUCAAAGCUACAAAAAAUUGUCUCUGCCGUUUGUGCAUUGGUAUGCAUCUAAAUGAAGCAGAAAAUAAGUUUUAAAAAGGAGCAACAGUUAGUGCUAUUGUUGUGUGAAAAUACAAUGGCACUCUUUGUUUGUAACCGCUAGUUAAGACAAGUGGCUGAUGAGAAAGUGAAAUUCUUUGGAUUGAUUUUGCGGGCCAAAGCAGGGUUAAAGGAGAGUGUCUCAAGAUAUUGCUGGCCUGGCAGUAAAGAUACUGGUACUUACAGAGUCCCUGUUGGGAGGACAAUCUUGGAUGCCUCAGAAAAUGUGCAUCAACAUUCUACCACCUGUUUGCGUAGACUUAAGGUUGUAUACCUGCACCGCCUACACAGGCACUCUGCAACUAUCAGUGUUGGCAAUGCAUUACCUUUAGACAUUCUCCUUUAAACAGACUGUUGUGCUGUUCACCUUCCAUGUAUAUAAAUGUAACUUGUGGUAUUGGUGUAUAUGAAUGAAUAAAUUUCUUAUACAUGUAUUUAA